CUUAUGUUCUGUGACUGUUAUCAAUACCAUGGCGGAAGCCAAUCAGGCCAUUGCACGAAAUUCACUACUAGGAGGGAGCUAAUGCUUGGUAGUGCGGAUUGUUAACGACAACCAACCUGGAACCCUGUUUUUCUUUUUUUUUUGUCUUCCUGCUUUCUUUUGUACUUUGAAUGGGGUGCUUGCUUCGAAAGACUUCAAGAUGCACCGUCGGGAUGUCUUUGGGCAGGAGCAUUUAAUCCUCCAUCACCACCACGCCAAUGGCCACGGCGAUCACCAUGAACAUGAACAUGAACAUGAACAUCAUCUCCACCUCCAACUCACCCACGUCACCGGCGCAAUCCCCUUCCUCAACCCGACGCACGCCGCGUACCGAGCCACCACCUCUUCAUCUUCAUCUUCAUCCUCAUCUUCAUCCGCAACCAGCCCAACCCACCCCCAAAUCCACCGCCUCUGGCGCGCCCGCGACACGCGCAAAGGCCGCCACGCCCUCCGCAUCACCACCAGUGCCCCUACCCCGAGCCAUAGCCCCAAGCCCCGACACCACCUUCCCGGGCUAACACCAGCAAACCCCACCACGCACCCGCGCAUCAUCCUCCGCACCCUCAAAGCAAUGCUCACCACGUGCCCCUACUGGGACCUCUCGUACCUCGUCGCCGUCACCUUCACGCUCGGCUCCGCUAUCUGGAUCGUCAACGCGUUCUUCGUGUGGUUGCCGCUGCAGGAUCCCGGCUCGGCAUUUCCGGGGGAGGAGGGCGUCGGCGGUGGGUGGACGGCGUUCGUGGGGGCCGUCGUGUUUGAGGUCGGGAGUUGGGGGUUGGUGGUUGAGGCUUUGGUUUCGGGGACGGGGACGGGGACGGGGACGGGGACGGGGACGGGGACGGGGACGGGGACGGGGACGGGGACGGGUCGUCCUGCGGAUCAGGACA
Molecule: messenger RNA, 926 nt
Organism: Aspergillus uvarum CBS 121591
Lineage: Eukaryota; Fungi; Ascomycota; Eurotiomycetes; Eurotiales; Aspergillaceae
Exons: 1
Source: RefSeq, a predicted model, not a curated record